Octopus sinensis (East Asian common octopus) is the source of this 1224-nucleotide messenger RNA. RefSeq names its product doublesex- and mab-3-related transcription factor 1-like. The record is from RefSeq and is a predicted model, not a curated record. Gene Ontology annotation, cellular component: nucleus. Gene Ontology annotation, molecular function: DNA-binding transcription factor activity, RNA polymerase II-specific; RNA polymerase II cis-regulatory region sequence-specific DNA binding. The transcript is spliced from 5 exons. Bases 99 to 986 code for a protein of 295 amino acids. Gene Ontology annotation, biological process: sex differentiation; regulation of transcription by RNA polymerase II. Lineage: Eukaryota; Metazoa; Mollusca; Cephalopoda; Octopoda; Octopodidae.
AGGAACGCUGGGACUGGUGUAUUGCUGUGCAAGGUGACUAUUUCGAAGGAAAUGAUGUUAAGACUUAGAGACUUCCAGCAUUUUAACACAGUGUUACCAUGAACGUGAAAAAAGUUUAUCCAGCUUCAUAUCGGAACCCGAAAUGUUCUCGUUGUAAAAAUCAUGGCUCUGAUGCCAAGAUGAAGGGCCACAAAGGUUUCUGCCCCUACAUCUCAUGUGAUUGCAUAAAAUGCAUCUUGGUAGAGGAACGGCGCCGAAUCAGCAGACAACAGAAUCUGCUCCGAAGAUAUCCUGACAUCAACGUCAAGGAUAUUUUCAAAGGUUGCAUAAGAUGCGAAAAAUUCUGCCAACAGGUGACUGAUUAUUCUAACUGCGUCACUGCAGAUUCUUUCAUGCCAUCACCAAACGCCUACCCCGUUGUCCAACAGAUCAACGGGAAUCAAUCGAUGCCAAGCGUUAACCUGCAGAUGCCUUCCACCCAGCCACCACCCAGUCAUAUCUAUUCUUCUUCGCCUCAGCCAGACUUUGCCUACUACACCCCAAAGACACCCUUUGCCAUUUUCAACUACCCUGCCGCCACUUCCAGCAAGAUGUCUGACGUACACAGCAGCAAUAGUAACAUUAGUAGUAGUAGUAGUAGCAGCAGCAGUAAUAGUAGUAGUAGUCCUACCACUACUACUACCACCACCACCGCUACUACUACUUCUGCCAGUAACACUAUGUAUUAUACUCCAGUGCAGGUGGCCACGGAUGGCAUGGCAAGUUCAGAGUUCAGUCCUUCGUAUAUUUACCCAGGUAAUGGCUGCCAAUUGGCACGACCACCUCAAAAUCUUGGAUUUGGUAAUUACAACCGACCUUCGUUAUUCUGGAACACUUUUAAUUAUCCCGUUAAUUCCUGGCUGCAGAAGUUCUGUGACAACUCCGUGCCUUCCAAUGCGGACAAUACCUUGAAAUCCUGCAAGUUUGCAGCUGACACGACGAAAUAAGAAACAUGUUCUAGAGAUACGUGUGUGUGUGACGAACUACUGUUUAAUUUCUUUCAUUUGUCUACCAUAUCAUUCAUUACUCUACAGAAUGUGUGUGUGUGGGGGGUGCUCUCCUACUUUCUUUGGUAUCCCCCACCCUUUCCCCAACUAACAUCAUUGCUCAAAUCCCUCCCACCCCCUUAUCUUCCCUCCUCCCUAAAUCUACCCUUUGACCUUCCCUGGUCUUUCCUGGUGUCGA